This is a messenger RNA of Colletotrichum lupini, 834 nucleotides long. RefSeq lists its product as uncharacterized. The coding region runs from base 1 to 834 and encodes 277 amino acids. Lineage: Eukaryota; Fungi; Ascomycota; Sordariomycetes; Glomerellales; Glomerellaceae. The transcript has 5 exons. The record is from RefSeq and is a predicted model, not a curated record.
AUGCCGCUCGACGACUACGCCUCCGCGGUAGGCGGCGGCCUCAAGCUCAAGGGCGCCAAAGUGACCAAACCGAAAAAGAAGAAGAGACGCGACAAGACCGACCUCGAAAAGAACCUCGAGACGGGCGACCAAGGCGGCAGCAGCAGCAGCACUGCGCUGGUGAAGCACCGGGAAGAACCCGCCGGCGACUCGAAAUCCAAGUCGAAAAAGAAGGGCGAGGACCCUGACGAGGACCGGGACAACGACGAUGACGACGAGGGCAGCGGCCGGGUCGUGCAAAAGACGGAGGCGGAGAAGCGGUAUGAGGAGAGGAAGCGCAAGAGGCUCCUCGAACUCGCAGAAUCGUCAAGCUCCCGCCCCGAGCUCCUCAAGACGCACAAGGAACGCGUCGAGGAGCUGAAUACGUACUUGUCCAAGCUGAAGGGCUCGUCAAGAGGGCUCGUCAAGGAGGCCCUCGAGCAAAGCGGAAGAGGAGGGGGUUGUUUUGUCGGUUGGGAUCAUUUCGCUUCUUGGAUGGAUUGGAUGGAAAGAGGUAAUGGAGUUUUUGAUUUCGGCGUUAUUGUAUACCCUUUCCAAAGUCUGGGAAAUCGAAAACAUAUUCAUCACCUUCGCGUUGCUGGUGCUGGUGCUGGUGCUGCCAUCCUGCCACGGAGCUCCCCUCCCUUGAUGCAGAGAGAUGACACCGCGAAAACAAGCAAGACAUCAAGCAAAACAAGGUUUCCCCAUCGUGAUGAUGGCCUGUUUUCUUCCGCUUCCGAAUUCUUCCCCCUCGCUCCUCCUCCUCCUCUGCCACCCCUAGACCAAGAUGUUUCUCAUUUUGUAUGCAAGGAGUGA